AUGGUUGAAUGUUAUGUAACCAUAGAGUGCACAAAACUGACGUUUGCUCAAACUACCAUCAUCAUCAUCAUCAUCAUGAGACCGACAUAUGCAAGUACUGAUAACUUAUCAGAAAUAUCAGAAUCUGGUACGGGCCGAACUGGAAGCACUUCUGGAAGGAGCGGUUAUAGCGAUAAUAGAGAUGAACUCUUAUCUAUUUUGGGUCUCACAGAAGACGAUGAAAUAUUCACGGACAGGUUCCGGAUAGAUAGAAAAAAAUUAGAAGACAUGAUAAUGAGUGAUAAUGAUGCACUGGAUGCCACUCAAGCUUUUUUUCAAAGGAUCAUGGAAGGUUCUGGUACACACAUCGCGUGGCCGACGAGAUUAAAAAUCGGAGCCAAAUCGAAAAAAGAUCCACACGUUCGAGUGGCUGGCAGAAGCCUUCAAGAUAUACAAACGGCCAAAGAUACGAUACUAUCAGCUUUGGGCAUAAGGAACAAACAAGUUACCAUGAAACUCAACGUGAGUUACACUCAUCAUUCGCAUAUAAUCGGAGAAGGAGGACAAACGAUAACAAACGUACGAAAACAAACCGGUUGUCACAUACAUUUUCCGGACAGCAACAGAUCCGGAACAGAAACGAAAAGCAAUCAAGUUUCCAUAACGGGAUGCAUCGAAGGCGUUGAAAAGGCUAGAAAUCGAGUCAGGGAACUCGUACCUUUAAUAUUUUGUUUUGAACUUCCAGUAUUAGGCUCGAUUCAAACGUUUCCAGAUAUGAAUUCUCCGUACAUACAACAAAUAUCCGAAAAAUAUAAUGUACACGUGUCGUGUCGAACCCGUUCAAGACUUCAUGCUACACUGGUUGUAGUAAAAGGUUGCGAGUGGGAAGUUGACUCUGUUAAACAAGCAACUUUACUUUUGAUUAAUCACAUGUGCGGAAAAGUGGCUAGUCAAGUUCCUGUCCAAAUGACAAUGGAAAUUUCUCCUCAUCAUCAUCCGAUGGUUUUAGGACCCCAAAGUCAGUACUUGAAAGCGAUAAUGGAAAACACGCAAACGAAAAUUAUGUUUCCAGAUGCGCAAGAUCCAAACAUACCGGUACUGAAAAGAAGCAACGUGACGAUCACUGGACAAAUUAAUAAUGUUUAUUUAGCAAGGCAGCAAUUAAUGGGCUCCCUACCAAUAAAUUUGACUUUUAGUUUGAGUGAAGAAAAUAUGGCCAUAGACUCAGAGAGGAUUAACCAAAUAAGUGAAGCGCUGGACGUUUCAAUAUCGACCCGUCAUUGUCCUAAACAAAACAACCUCUCUGUUAUCAUAAAAGGAGUUGAGAGAAAUACUUCUAAUAUUUAUGAAGCAAGACGCAUCUUGCUUAAUUUAGAAGAAAAAAUCGAAGCUUCCAUACCAGAAUCAUAUAAAAUUCCAAAUCCCCCGAAAAUAUUUGACGUGAACGAGAUUAACGACAUUAAUUCAACCAGAGCUUUGCCGAGUAUUUUGACGCUUGAUAACGGAUCCAGUUUCCCGCAAUUGUCUCUGUCGGACCACUCUCCAUUAUUAAUGCCAUCUUUGUACAAUCCCAUAUGGGGCUCUCAGUUACCUCCGGGACUCAUGUCGAUAGCUUGGGGACAAAUGAUGUUACCUCAACAGCAACAACAACAACAACAGCAGCAGCAACAACAACAUCAACAACAACAACAAACUCAUCAACAGCAACAACCCAUGAUUAUGUCUCGGCCUAGACCGACAUCGACAGUUACCGGUCGCGAUAUAUCCGUAGGUUCGAGCGGGUACGGAUCACAAUUAACACUCAAUCAAUUCGGAAGCAUGAGUACUUCACCUAUUUCGGAUACCAACGGAUUAUCCGCCAUAUCAUCGUUUAGUAGCAACACUAGUUCUUUAUCGACACCAGGAGUAAGUCCAAGAAAUCAAUCGCCAACCAUGCAAGGAAUGGAUCAUCAACUUUCAUUAGGUAAAACAAAGGAAAUGAAAAGGCAGAGAACGAUUGAUUCGGCAGAAAAUUUACUGCUGAAAAAUGUCAAAGAGGAUUUAAGUAACAUGAUGAAAGUAACACCGGAUUGGUCAGAUCAAAGAAAUUUAGGUUUCGAUUCUACUCCGAUACAAACCCUCACCCCUAUUGAUUACGAACAAAAAAAAUUUCUCGCUGUCAAAGCCAUACAAAACAUGCCCAACAGCAACGAAGUUCGUGUUCCAACAUCAGCGUGGUCCGGCUACGGUUUCAGUUUAACGAGUCCUUCAUCUUUGUUCAGCGAUCAGAAAGAAUUUAUGAAUUCUCAUAACGAUUUAUUCGAUGGUGAUCCGUGGAAAAAUUCAUCCGAUCUUCCGCCAUUUUCCAACUUAACGGAAAGGGAUCAAACGAGUUCGUUUAUGAGCAACAGUAACGCCAUAGAAUCCGUACCCAGCGGUAUGUUAAAACGCAUACAAAAUUGUGACACGGAUUUACCGACGUUGUUGGCAUCCCUGGGAUUGGAAAAAUACAUACAACUUUUCAAAUCUCAAGAAAUCGACAUGUCAUCAUUUCUAACGUUUAACGACGUCAAUUUAAAAGAAAUCGGAGUAUUAGCUUACGGUGCCAGACAUAAAAUGAUGCUUGCCAUAACGGAAUUAAAAAAGCGUCAAUCUUCUUUAAUAAGUGCAGCACCAGGAGCUGAAAGGAAAAGAUCUCACGGUUGGCCGAAACCUGAACAAUGA
This is a messenger RNA of Pediculus humanus corporis (human body louse), 2682 nucleotides long. Its product is annotated as bicaudal-C, putative. Bases 1 to 2682 code for a protein of 893 amino acids. Lineage: Eukaryota; Metazoa; Arthropoda; Insecta; Psocodea; Pediculidae. Gene Ontology annotation, cellular component: cytoplasm. Gene Ontology annotation, molecular function: protein binding; RNA binding. The transcript is spliced from 15 exons. The record is from RefSeq and is a predicted model, not a curated record.